Messenger RNA from Ilex paraguariensis (yerba mate), 1830 nucleotides. Lineage: Eukaryota; Viridiplantae; Streptophyta; Magnoliopsida; Aquifoliales; Aquifoliaceae. The record is from the annotation of a GenBank genome assembly.
GUUACAAGUAGGUGUUUACAGUUUGGGAUUUGUUGUUUGUGAUCGUCCAGGUUCAUGUUUGUCCUCCUCCUCCUCCUAUUCUCUCCUUCUCCUUUAUAUGCCAAUAAGAAUAUAAAUAAAUAGUCUCUUCUGGAAGCCUCAACAACCCAACGCCUGCCAGGCAGAAACCUUUGAUUGGAAAAUUGGAAGUCAGGUUAUGAUUUUUCUGUUUGGCAAAAGAAUACUGCCUUGGGAAUUCAUCAAGCCCUUCUAAUUUUCACUUGAUUGGAUUCAAGCUGUUAAUCAGGCAGGUGGUUUAGACAGAAAUGGAGAGGACGGAAAGGUUUUUGACAGAGGUUAUAAUGGAACCCCAGAAGGGAGGAGAGUCAUUGCUUGGGACAAUUAGGAUUGCUGUUUUGCCCAUCGCAAAAGUUUUUACCAUGUGCUUCUUGGGUUUUCUUAUGGCCUCCAAGUAUGUUAACAUCUUACCUGCAAGUGGAAGGAAGCUUUUAAAUGGGCUGGUCUUUUCCCUUUUGCUCCCAUGUCUGAUAUUUGCCCAACUUGGAACAGCAAUCACUCUAGAGAAAAUGUUUGAGUGGUGGUUUAUUCCUUUUAAUGUUAUUCUGGCCACCAUAUCUGGUUCAGUUAUAGGUCUAAUUAUUGCACUGAUUGUCAAUCCACCAUACCCCUUCUUCAAGUUUACAAUCAUACACAUAGGAAUUGGUAAUAUUGGGAAUGUGCCACUUGUUCUGAUUGCUGCUUUAUGUCGAGAUAAAGCAAACCCUUUUGGUGACGCUGAUAAAUGCUCUCAAGAUGGAAAUGCCUACAUCUCAUUUGGCCAAUGGGUUGGCGCAAUUGUCGUAUACACCUAUGUAUUUCAUAUGCUUGCACCUCCUCCAGAAGGUACCUUUGACAUCAAAGAUGAACAUCUUCCCAUCAAGAGCCCUGCAAAGGAUAGCUCUCAGAGCCUUGAUACGGAUAGCUUCCCCGAGCAAGUGCCCUUGCUUUCGCAAGAGUCUGCUCCAACAGAUUCAAGUGCUCCAAAGAAACACAAGAUCAAAGAUUUCUUAAAAUUUCUGUAUGAGAAGUUGAAGCUCAAGCAAAUCCUUCAACCACCUAUCAUUGCUUCUAUCCUAGCCAUCGUGAUAGGAUGUGUGCCAUUGUUGAAGCGAUUGAUCUUCACAACUGAUGCUCCACUUUAUUUUUUCACCGACAGCUGCUUGAUUCUUGGGGAGGCCAUGAUUCCAUGCAUUUUGUUGGCAUUAGGGGGCAACCUUGUAGAUGGACCUGGAAGUUCAAAACUUGGCCUACGGACUACCGCUGCCAUUAUUUUUGGGCGAUUGGUUUUGGUUCCUCCAACUGGACUUGGCAUUGUUACGUUGGCUGAUAAGCUUGGCUUCCUUCCCGCUGGUGAUAAGAUGUUCAAAUUUGUCCUCCUCCUCCAGCAUACAAUGCCAACAUCUGUGCUCUCUGGUGCUGUUGCCAAUUUAAGAGGAUGUGGAAGGGAAGCAGCUGCUGUCUUGUUCUGGGUUCAUAUCUUUGCUGUUUUCUCUAUGGCUGGGUGGAUUAUUCUAUAUCUCAACAUACUCUUUUAAAAUUGCAUUAUAACGUUCCUCGGCUAGAAGUGGGAGGGAGCUGUCGGGGUUGAUCUCGUUGGAUGCAUCAUUCUCCGGUUCUAGCAAAAUUGCGUUAUGGCAAAUGCUGUGCCAGAUCUGCCACUUCCUUUUUUCCAUCUUUAUUAAUGUUUAUAGAUAACCUACAUGAAGAGUUAUCGCUAGUGUGAAAGUUUUGCUGAGGGCUGCUUGCAUUCAUACAAGCUGUAUGAUGGUUAUUUUAUUUAUUAAAUGGUCA